Messenger RNA from Panicum virgatum (switchgrass), 3579 nucleotides. Its product is annotated as disease resistance protein PIK6-NP-like. The record is from RefSeq and is a predicted model, not a curated record. Gene Ontology annotation, molecular function: ADP binding. The coding region runs from base 389 to 3124 and encodes 911 amino acids. The transcript is spliced from 4 exons. Lineage: Eukaryota; Viridiplantae; Streptophyta; Magnoliopsida; Poales; Poaceae. Gene Ontology annotation, biological process: defense response to other organism.
GUGCCAUCGGGUUACAGUCGCCAUGGGCCACGAACACGACGGGGUUCUACAGUCCACAUCUGCAGUGCCGGCGAGCAGUGAUAAGAGCAAGCAAUCCAUAGAACAAUUGGACGGGAAAGGUUUGAAGCAAGCCGUAUCCAACAGACCUUGAUCUUGACCUCCUAGUCGUCCUGGACAAGCAGCGGGGAUCUUCCUCCUCUCAUUUCCUAUCUCCCGCAUCUACCACUGCAUUUACCUUCCCCCUCAUCCCAUCGGGCUCUUCCACCUCUUCCAAGGCAGCAGCGACUUCUAGUUAAUCACGCAUCAACAAGUGAGUCGCCGAUCUGCUGGCAGCCUGAUCCGGCGAGGAGCCUCCAUUCGUGACCAGCAUCGACCAGGGCAAAAAACUAUGGAAGUCGUGACGGGGGCUCUGCCAAGCGUCAUCACAAAGCUCGCUGGUCUAGCCGCUGGGGAGUACAAUCUGCAGAAGGGGCUGAAGGGGGAGAUCAAGUUCCUGCAAGAAGAGCUUGAGAGCAUGAAGGCUGCGCUGGAGUUCAUCUCCAGGACUCCGGCAGGCCAGCUUCCCAAUAAUGACAAGAUCUGGUCCAGGAAUGUGAGAGAGCUUUCCUACGACAUAGAGGAUAGCAUUGACACGUCCAUGGUGCAAUGCAAGGGUAAAAGGCUUGGCACACAGCACGGGCUAAAAAAGGUCAUUGAUAGGAGCCUCAACUUGUUGAUGCAGCCCAAGGUUCACCGUAAGAUAGCUAAAGAAGUCAGAGAGAUCAACCUUGGUGUUGAUAAACCUGUUACUGUUGACCCUCGUUUAUUCACUCAGUACACCGAGAUGAAAGAGCUUGUUGGAAUUGAAGAGGCAAGGGAUGAGUUCAUCAAUAAUUUUUUGACACAAGGGAAUAACGUUCCCAUGAAGCAAGGGAAGACCGUUUCAAUUUUUGGAUUUGGAGGCCUGGGAAAGACAACUCUUGCUAAUGCAGUUUUUGAAAAGAUUAGAGCACAAUUCGAUUGUUGUGCUUUUGUUUCUGUGUCUCAAACUCCUGACUUGAAGAGAUUAUUCAAGGGCUUACUCAAUGAUUUUGGCAAGAGCAUUAAUGAAGAAAUAUUGGAUGAGAGUCGACUCAUAAAAGUACUCGGAGAAUUCCUUCAGGACAAAAGGUAUUUCGUUGUUGCUGAUGACAUAUGGGAUAUCUCAGUUUGGAAAAGGAUUAGAUGUGCUUUGCCUGAUAAUGAUGUUGGAUACACAAUUAUUACAACUACCCGUAUUGCUGAUGUUGCUGAACAAGCUGGCGGUGCUUACAAGCUGAAACCCCUUUCUUCAAACAACUCUCGGAAGCUAUUUUUUAGAAGAAUAUUUGGUAACAAAAACAAAGACAGCAAUAAAGAAAUAGAAAAAUGUCCUGAUGAUGAACUUGCAGAAGUAUCUGACAGAAUACUAAAGAAAUGUGCUGGUGUGCCCUUAGCAAUUAUUACAAUGGCUAGCUUGCUAGCUUGCAAAGCAAGAAAUAAACUGGAGUGGUACGAGGUGUACAACUCUGUUGGUACUGGCAUGGAAAACAAUAUGGAUGUGGAGAAUAUGAGAAAGAUGUUGUCUUUCAGCUAUUAUGAGCUGCCAUGCCAUCUAAGGACUUGCUUGUUAUAUUUAAGCAUGUUUCCUGAAGAUUUUGAAAUUGGCAAGGACCGCUUGAUAAGAAUGUGGAUAGCUGAAGGUUUUAUCCAAUGGGAAAAACAGGGGAAGAGUCCAUUUGAAAUAGGAGAGUUUUACUUCAAUGAGCUCAUAAACAGAAGUAUGAUCCAACCGAUAUAUAACUACACUGGCAUGGUAAAGAGUUGUCGCAUACAUGAUAUGGUGCUCGAUCUUAUCCGUUCCUUUUCAUGUGAAGAAAACUUUGUUACCAUACUAAGUGAUAUGGAUAGCACAGCUCCAUCAAGUACGAUUCGGAGGUUGUCCCUUCAAAAUGGCAAGAAAAGUCACGUGAUGGCUCAGGCUACGAGAAACUUGUUGCAACGUGCAAGGUCAGUUGUUAUCUUCCCAGCAGCCGUUGCUCAAGUGCCGGCAGCUGGCAGCUGCCGAUUUUUACGUGUACUGGAUUUGGAGCAUUGCAACCUUUCACAUACUGAUAGCCUUAAGUACCUUGGAAAUUUAUACCAGUUGAGGUACUUAAGACUAUAUUCUACGCAUAUUUCUCAGCUCCCGGAAGAAAUAGGAAACCUGCAGUUUCUACAAACAUUGGAUGUGAGGGGCAAUUCUAUUUCCAUCUUGCCUUGGAGUGUUGUCCAGCUAAGAAAUUUGAUGUGCCUAGACAUUAACGUGACUACAAGAGUGCCAAAUGGAAUCGGAAACCUAACAUGCCUUGAGCAGCUGUCAUCGUUAUACAUUGACGGCUCCACCAUAAAUAUUAUAGAAGAGUUGGGCCAGCUAACUGAACUGAGGCAGCUGCGUAUCAAUUUGGACGAGUGGAAUGAUAAGCUGUUGGAGUGUCUACACAAGUUACAAAAGAUCCAGCAACUACAUAUCGUGGAUGUAGUUACCAUAGUCCAUCCUGGUAAACGCAGCAUUGGUGGAUUGGAUAGCUGGGUCGCCCCUCGACAUCUCCGUGAGUUGAAUACAGUUGACGGCUGUUGGUUUUCUACACUGCCGGCUUGGGUGAAUCCAUCACUUGUUCCGGUUCUCACCUGCCUAUCAAUCGCCGUGAGAGAGCUACAUCAGGGCGACCUCGACAUCCUCGGGAGGUUGCCAGCUCUCCGCUCUCUAUGUCUGAGGGUGGACAAUAGGAACCUUGGAAUCCUUGAGGGAUUCGUUGUUGGUGCUGGUUCGUUCCCGUGCCUUAUAUUUUGUUCCUUGCAAUUUGUAUGGCCAGUAGUGUUUCAAAAAGGAGCUAUGCCAAGGCUCACACGGCUUCGCCUGCCGUUGUUUUAUGUGCGGGAGGCAAGAGGAACUGCCAGCAACGAUGGUGGUUUCGACAUGGGCCUUGGGAACCUGCCAUUGCUGCAGGCGAUCAUUGCUGAAGUCCGAUGCGAAGGCGCUAGCAAGGAGGCGGCGGAGCAAGCCAAGGCUGCACUGACGCAUGCAGCUGAAAUGCAUCCCAAUCAUCCCUACCAUAACAUAUAUAUAUAUAUAUAUAUUGAAUAAGAUUCAGAUGAUGAACAAUGAAGCAGAGAAAGGAUUUGAGUUAACGCAAAUGAUUAGUUGCUCGUAGAUGACAAGUUCCUCUGCUUCGCCACAUCUUCAGAGAUUAGAUUGCUCACCCAUGGACAGUACCAUACUACUCAAACCAGUUUCCCAUGAAAAUGUCACAUGUGUGGUUAGAUUUGGUUGGCUAAUUAAGCCUUGUGCAAGCUUGGAACCUGGAUGUCUUGCUAGCCGGCUAAUUUUUACUUCAUUUUCUGAGGUACUAGUGUUGCUCUCCGACAUCAAUAAUGCCGUGCAUGGGAAGGGCAGCCGAUGUGCCAGGCCUCAGGCCCUUGCAAACCUUGUAUUGUAGGGUCAGCUGGUAUUGAGUGCAGCAGCUUGAUCUCUUGUGGCCCUCAAAAGCAAAAUAUUUAGCUUAGUUUCUUCUGCAUUGUAUUUGUCCUACCGCUUGUUCA